Molecule: messenger RNA, 4798 nt
Organism: Xyrauchen texanus (razorback sucker)
Lineage: Eukaryota; Metazoa; Chordata; Actinopteri; Cypriniformes; Catostomidae
Product: zinc finger protein OZF-like
Exons: 3
Coding region: 397-1989 (530 amino acids)
Biological process (GO): regulation of transcription by RNA polymerase II
Cellular component (GO): nucleus
Molecular function (GO): RNA polymerase II cis-regulatory region sequence-specific DNA binding; DNA-binding transcription activator activity, RNA polymerase II-specific
Source: RefSeq, a predicted model, not a curated record
UAUAACUUAUUUACAUACAAUUUUAUAAUCUGCACUAUGCCCUUAAAUAUGGCUUUAUUGAAUGUGUUUGUGGGUGUAUUCUACGACGCCGGCAUAUUAGGAUUAUAUACAGGGACGUCAUUACGUGAUGACGUAAAUGAGCUGGUAAAUCGUUUUUUUUAACCAGUUCAUUGAAACGAACCCUCCGAAAGAACCGGUUCACGGAAAAUAAUAGGACUUUUCAUCACUAUUUGUUGUGACUCCAGUAACUCCAGUACAGCAGGGGGCGCUAUGAAGCUCUUUAGUCCGCCGGUAAACUCACUAAACAAAGACAGAAGAACUCACAGUUUGUUUAGAUGUUCAGCUGCUGUGUGUUUGUUUAUGUCUUUCAUGUUGUGAUAUUUAUGUGAUCUUGAGAUGUUGAAGAUGAGUUUGCAGGUGGAUCUGAUGUGCUGUAAAUCAGUAGGAACUGAUCUGUCCAUGCUGGAUAUUGAUGAUUUCAUGACAGAAAUCUCUCAGCUGAAGAAAGAGGUGGCGUUACUGGAGGCAAAGCUGAGGGAAAGAGGAGAUCCACUGAACGGAGAGGAGCUGGAGAAGGUUUCCUGUCAAUCUUCAGUGUGUGUGACUGAUGGGACCUCCACAGAAUGUCAGGAUUCAGUGUGGAGCAUCAGAGAUCAGAGAUCCAGAGACACACAGGACUCAGAGCUCAGCCUCACUUUACUCUGUUAUACUGACGCUCAGGAGAGUGUGUGUGACAGUAAUCAGGGUGAUCAAACCUCCACAGAGUCUCUGGCUUCUGUCUGUAACGCUGGAGAACAGCAGAUGCUGCAGAUACCAUUGAAGAUGUGUUCAGUGAAGCUGCUGGACUGCAGGAACCUGAUGGAGAUGAGAGGAGAAACCACAGCAGAGGAACAGCAGAGUGAUGAAGAUGAGGAGGAGGAUGACGAUUAUAUUCAACAAGACAAACACGAUGAAGAUGAUAAUGAUUUUAUUCCUUCAGAUGCAGACAAAGGUUCAUCUUCUGAUGGAGAAAUGGCUUCUACAUCAAAAGAGCGUCUGACAGCACAGAGUCUUUCCUGCAUCACCUGUGAGAAGACAUUCAACUCAAAGGGACAUUUAGCAAGACAUGAAAGAAGACACACAGAACAGAAAUUCUUCAAAUGCAGGAGAUGUGGGAGCAGCUUUUCUACCGCAGAAGAGAAGAAACUGCAUUCAGAAGUGCACAGAGGAAAGGGGUUCUGUUGUGAGCAGUGCGGGAAGGUUUUCUUUAUUCCUUCUCUUCUGAAAGUUCACAUGAAGACACACAGUGAUGAAAAGCCUUUCCACUGCAGUGAGUGUGACAAGUGUUUCAAAACUAAAGGAAACCUUGUUGAACAUGAGAGAACACACACGGGAGAGAAACCGUACAAGUGUCCUCACUGUGAGAAGAGAUUCACAUAUGGAAACCAUCUAAAGAUACAUGUCCGUUCGCACACCAAUGAGAGGCCGUAUCAGUGCAGUGAAUGUGAGAAAGCCUUUACAAAGUUAGAUAAUCUCAAGUCACAUCAGAAAAUUCACUCUGAGGAGAAACCCUAUCAAUGCUCUCACUGUGAUAAAUAUUUCCGUCAGAAGUCUCAGCUGACAGUCCAUGAGAGAACACACUCUGGAGAGAAACCUUACCUCUGCUCUCAUUGUGGAAAGAGCUUUUCUGAUCAAUCUCAUUUUAGAGUUCAUCAGAGAGUGCACACGGGAGAAAAGCCUUAUGCCUGUAUUGUUUGUGGUACGGCUUUCCGUCAACACAAUAAUUUAGUUCAGCACCAGAGAACACACACUGGAGAAAGACCUUACAAAUGUACUCAGUGUGACAAAACGUUUGCUCGACCAGAUGUCCUGAAAACCCAUCUGAGAAUGCAUACAGGAGAGAAACCUUACAGCUGCUCUAUCUGCGGGGAGGGAUUCGCUUAUUUAGGAAGUUUUAAUGUUCAUAAAAAGAAACAUGCAAAAGAACAAACAGUCCUGGAAUCUCUAUAGCAUCUUUUCACAGCUCAAUCUGUUAAAAAGAAGCUGUACAUUGUGCUCUUAUUGACAGUAGGGGGCAGUAUCACAUUAACCUUUGAUGUGGAUCGAGAAUAAAGAUGAAUUCAUUUAAAUAAAGUUAAUGUAACUGUUUUAGUAACAAUAUGGUUUAAUCAAGGGGUCAGAGUUUGGCUGUUGUAGUGUUUACUAGUCAAUGGAUAUUUUUUUAAAGAGCUUAGAAAAUUGACUUUUCUCCCCGUCUGCUGGCAGGUCAUCCAUCCCCAUCUACCUGGACGAGGGAGGGGACAAGGGGAGGGAAACAGAAAUUAUUAAAUGGGGGGGGUACUUCCUGUAACAGUGUAGUACCCCCCCAAAAAACGCUGUAAAAUUUAAAUGAGAGGGAAAAGGCCAACACGGAGUGGCAGUGGGAGAGAGAGAUGGAAAAAAAAAACACUUACUCGCCAGUUCUCCGAUACGACGUAGCUUGUUCCUCGGCCACUCCUCCACCCUCUAACGGACGACAGCCACGCCUCUCCGGGCAGAUUGGAGGCAGACCUCCUGCCCCUGGCAGACGGAAUGCCCCGCCGCGUUCUUGGGGAACAGAAGGUGUCUCCCCCGCCCCUGGCAGCGGUUGUCCCGCUCCAGGCGGUCGGCAGCGAGCCCCUCCCCGCUCGCGGUCGGCGGUGUUAGACUUCGCCGAGUUUCAGCGGUUGGUAGGAGACUCCUCUGCCCCUGGCAGUGGCCCUGACUGCUCCAGGCGGUCGGUUAGGAGCCCCUUCUCCCCUCGCUGUCGGUGGCCGUCGUCUGCUUCCAGGCGAAUUCAAAGAAAUUUGCUGUACAAUAACAAUAUUACAGCAGGGGAACCAAUUUCUAACGUUUUGGGAGCAUCUCUGUUAUAUUUUUAAUUACCAUAAUCUAACAUUCCCAGAACAUUGCAGGGAGGGUUGUGUGACAACCUUAGAAGAACUUAUAGAGAACGAACUCUAAUGGUUAUUUUUGUCAUAUAUUUCCGUUCACAUUUUUCCAUUAUUUUUCAUGAUCAUGUAUUUGAUUGUCAUGUUGCAGAGAGGUUGAUAGACAACAUCACAGUGUAUGGGAAUAAAAUGUGUUAUAAUGAACCGAUGUAAAAAGCAUUCCAGACAAAUCUUCCUGCAUCUGAUCUAUGCACGCACAUUAGAUCCGCACGCACUUUAUUCCCUCACAGAAAUUUGUGUGAUCUGGCAAUUUAAAAAUGAACAAUCAUUGGACCGACUCACUGACAGACAGUCGUUGAUUGAUUUCCUCAAUAAAUAAAUUACUUCUAGACAAGGCUGUAGCCAGGAAAUUACUUUUGGGUGGGCCUCAAUAAAAAUGGAUGGGCCAAAUCUGUGCCUAAAUUGUUUUUCUCCAAAUUUGCCUUUGCAACAGAAAGGCGUUCCUCACAUUCUGGUUGGGCCUGGGUCUAAUUUGGGAGGGUCCCCCCCACCUUUGGCUACGCCACUGCUUCUAGAUGUGAUAUUAAAUAUUUAUCUGAUUGAUUUGAUAAAGAUUUGACUUAUUACGGAAAAGAACGUUUUGUAUGAGUGUAACGGAGACGUUUUUUGUUUAUUGACUACAACUGAAGAGAAACAGAGAUGUCUUCGUGAAACUCUACACAGUGGGAAGAAAUUAAUUUAAUAUAAGCCUAGUUAAGAUUAAAGUUUAUUACAUUUUUUAUGUCUUUCAAUACAUUUCCAAUUUUAAAAACCCUUGAAUGUGUGUAAUUAAUUGAUUAUUUGAAAUAAUUUACUACAAUAUGGGUGCAUGUCCAUGAUGCUGAGCUACAGUUUUAGGAUGGGAUAUUCUGAAUCCUCAAACCUUAUUAUCUUCAAUAUCUGACCAAGAGCAGGUUAAAAAGUAAAAGUGCUGAAGAGAUUCAUUAAAAUAAUUUGAUGUUUCUGAAAUCCUCGUGAUGAAUGUUGUGUUGUAGUUAUGUCCAGUUCAUGAACGAAUUGUUCUUUUGAACCGGUUCUUUUUAGUGAAAGAGUUGAAUUAGUUCAUCAAAUCGGACUGAAUCGUUUGAAACAGUUUCGUCUCGUCUCUGAUCUUAACCUGUCUCUCAGGUGUGCCUGUCACUACGACUCAAAAUGAGCCGAUAACCUGGAGUAAUAUGAUCCUAGAACUGGUGAUAUCUGCUUUAGCCAACUCUUCUUUGCAAUGAACCACUCCAACUAGUUCACAAAUCAGACUGAACUCUUCGGUUGUAACAGUUCUCGAGUCAACUACAAUGUUCUGAGUAUCGCCUCUUUCGGAGGUGUCCCACAUACUGAGAACCGAUGAGUUUCUGACAAUGUGUGUGAUUAAGGGGCAAAAUGUAUGUUUCAGGUGAAUUUUCUGAACAACAGAGAGUGUAACAAAUAAAACAUACUGGAAAUAUGUUUAUGAAUUGAUUGUACUACGGUUUUAUCAACGUAUGAAGAUGAUCCAGUCUACAGCUCUCGUGUCAACAGUACACUGAUCCGAGGACAGCAGUUCUCGAGUCAACAGUACAUUGAUCCGAGGACAGCUGUUCUCGAGUCAACAGUAAACUGAUCCAAGGACAGCAGUUCUCGAGUCAGCAGUACACUUAUCCGAGGACAGCAGUUCUCGAGUCAACAGUACACUAAUCCGAGGACAGCAGUUCUCGAGUCAACAGUACACUUAUCCGAGGACAGCAGUUCUCGAGUCAACAGUACACUAAUCCGAGGACAGCAGUUCUCGAGUCAACAGUACACUUAUCCGAGGACAGCAGUUCUCGAGUCAACAGUACACUUAUCCGAGGGUGAGUUGAUUAAGAGAAGUUUAAUCAAUUUGCUGUAAACAUGUA